GCUGUGGAUAAACUCUAUCAACAUUGGGCUACAAUGUUAAUUAUAGCUAGAGAUGCGUUAAUAGAAGUGCAAGAAAAGCAAAAAAUAUAUGCAGACAAAAAAAAACAUUUUUGUGAGCUAAAAGAGGGAAAGAUGGUAUUAGUAAAUACAACAAAUUUAAUGAUACUUGAAAAUUUGAAAAGAACGUCAAAAAAGCUUAUGCCAAAAUAUGUUGGUCUAUUUGAAAUUACGGAACCUUAUCAUCACAACGAAUUUGAAGGAAGAGAAAUUCCACCACUACCACUCUUGUUAAUAAACCCGAAUUUGGAUACAGAAUAUGAAGUCGAAGAGCCUCUUAAAAAUUUUGAAAAUUGUAAGCAGUUGGUCGACAACUUUGAAAGAAAAUCAGGGUUAUCUUUAAGUAGUAGUGAGUGUAGUAAAAUAGAUUAUCUUAAGCGUGAUUUGUGCAAUGAUCAUAACAAACAUGAUCUGUAUAAUAAUCGUGAUGAUCGUAACGAACGUGAUUUAUGCAACGAUCAUAAUGAUCAUAAUGAUCAUAACGUGUAA
Racocetra persica is the source of this 546-nucleotide messenger RNA. NCBI's taxonomy places the organism in Eukaryota, Fungi, Glomeromycota, Glomeromycetes, Diversisporales, Gigasporaceae. The record is from the annotation of a GenBank genome assembly.